Ceutorhynchus assimilis (cabbage seed weevil) is the source of this 5088-nucleotide messenger RNA. The record is from the annotation of a GenBank genome assembly. Lineage: Eukaryota; Metazoa; Arthropoda; Insecta; Coleoptera; Curculionidae.
CAUUUACAUUAACCAAAAAGUUUGUUAUGGGUGAAGUUUUUUUGCGUUUUAUUUAUUUUUUAUAGGACCAAUCUGUAUUCCUACAUCCAAGCCUGAAUAAUUCGAAACAAAAAUGAAGCAGUAAGUGUGAUGUAAGAGAAUCCAAAUAUCUUAUUAUUUAAUACCAAACACCUCAAAAAUUCAAUCAUCAACCAUGGACGAGUUGGCAGUAGAAGCAUGGAGCGAAAGAAAUCUCAUUGACGAAUUAAAGAAGCUAGAAUUGACUGACAAUGAUUUACCAUUAGCAUACUCAGAUGAACGACAUAUCGACAAAAUCGAAGGUAUCGAUUGGAAAACUCAAACAUGGCGCAUGAAAGAACGCAUGAAGACUGUGAGUGUUGCCUUGGUGUUGUGUUUAAACGUCGGAGUAGACCCUCCGGAUAUAAUGAAAACUCAACCUUGUGCCCGACUAGAAUGCUGGAUCGAUCCUCUCUCAAUGUCUGGUCCGAAAGCUCUAGAAAACAUAGGCCAAGCGUUACAGGGCCAAUAUGAAAGAUGGCAACCUAGAGCGCGAUACAAACAGUCACUGGAUCCUACAGGUGAUGAGGUAAAAAAAUUAUGCCUGUCUUUAAGGCGCAAUGCCAAAGAAGAACGGGUGUUAUUCCAUUACAAUGGACACGGAGUUCCUAAACCAACAACUAAUGGUGAAAUUUGGGUGUUUAAUCGUACUUACACUCAAUACAUUCCGUUAAGUAUUUAUGACUUACAAACUUGGAUGGGGGCACCAUCCAUUUAUGUUUAUGAUUGCCCCAGCGCAGGCAUCAUUGUAGAUUCAUUCAAAACGUUUGCUGCGCAACAUGAAUCAGAAUAUCAGCAAUCUCUUGCUUCGAAUUCUUCAAGAGGAGGAAGUCCCGGACCGCCACCACCGCCUUCAUUCAACGAAUGCAUCCAAUUAGCUGCAUGUGCCGCCAAUCAGCAAUUGCCAAUGAAUCCUGAUUUGCCUGCAGAUCUCUUCACUUCCUGUUUGACAACCCCUAUAAAAAUAGCAUUGCGCUGGUGCGUUCUACAACCAACAGCAAAACUUAUUCCUCAUGUAACUUUGGAUAUGGUCGAUAAAGUACCUGGUAAUAUCACCGAUAGAAAAUCCAUGUUUGGAGAACUGAAUUGGAUAUUCACAGCUAUCACGGAUACGAUCGCCUGGAAUACUUUGCCUAGAGAGCUUUUCCAGAAGCUUUUUCGACAAGAUUUGCUAGUGGCAAGCCUGUUUCGUAAUUAUUUAUUGGCGGAAAGAAUUAUGAGGUCUUGUGAUUGCACACCAAUAUCUUCACCUGCUUUACCUCCUACUUACCAACAUCCUAUGUGGGACGCAUGGGAUUUAGUGCUGGACUUAUGCCUAAGUCAAUUACCAGCAAUUUUAAAAGGUGAAGCUCAAUUUAAAAAUAUUUCUUUCUUCGAGGACCAAUUAACAGCAUUCCAAGUUUGGCUAGCACUGGGAUCAGAACAUCGCAAACCACCCGAGCAACUGCCAAUAGUUUUACAGGUGUUACUCAGUCAGGUACAUAGGACAAGGGCUUUGGAACUUUUGGGGCGAUUUUUGGACUUAGGCCCUUGGGCGAUUAACUUGGCACUGUCUGUGGGCAUUUUUCCUUACGUUUUGAAAUUGCUACAGAGUUUUGCCAAGGAGCUAAGACCGCUGCUCGUGUAUAUUUGGGCAAAAAUUUUAGCAGUUGAUACUACUUGUCAAGGAGAUUUGUUAAGAGAACAAGGACAUAAAUAUUUCCUGUCGAUCUUGCAAGAUUCCACAAUGUCUUCUGAAACACGAAGUCAAGCUACAUUUAUUUUGUCUUGCUUGGUAAACAACCAUAAAGAUGGACAAGAGGCUGCUCUUCAAGGCUCUUUAGUUAGUAUUUGUUUAGAGCAGAUAACAGAUCCUAGUCCACAUUUAAGAAGAUGGGUUGCUAUAUGCUUGGGAAGACUAUGGGAUAAUUAUGAGACUGCUAGAUGGACUGGUGUAAGGGAUACUGCUCAUGAGAAACUUUAUACCUUAUUGAAAGAUCCUUACCCUGAAGUUAGAGCAGCUGCAGUAUAUGCCUUAGGAACUUUCAUUAAUGCUGUUAUAAGAAGAUCCGAACAUGCAAAUAAUAUUGAUCAUUCUAUAGGAAUGACUUUAGUGAAUCAUGUGGGCAAUGAGGCCAGUCCUUUAGUAAGAAAAGAGAUCGUCUGUGCAUUGCAGUGGUUAAUAUUAGCAUUUGAUGUAUCGUUUGCAGCUGUUGCUUCAAAGGAAGGACUAAAUUCUCCAGAAAACCAUGGCAGUAACACUUUACCGAGAAAUGCUAGUAGAGAUAGACUGACUCAACCUGAUUUGGGGACUUUUCGAAGAAUACCAUCAAGUCCAACAAUAAAUAAUGCUGCAAGUCCUGGUAUGUCCAAUAGCUAUGGUGGCAGUUUGGGAAUGUUGCCAGGUCUAGGAUUUGGAUCAGUUUAUAUGAAAAUCUGGGCAGCUAUGUGUCAAUUAGAAAUUGAUCCUCAUACAGAAGUUGCACAGAUGUGCUCAACUGUGUUGGAACAUAUUAGAUCAAUGGUCAAAGAACAAUCUGAGUUAGUUGAAAGUAAAAAUUCCAGUAUAAGCUUGCCUCCUAGUCCCAAUCGAGGAUUCUUGUCAACCGAGAGCCCUCCCUCUAUGUAUCAAAGUGGCGACUUCCAGGCAAAUCUCAGUCGAUCUGCAGUUACUAAUAAAACAAGGCGGAAAAAGACUUCCAUUGACGAUCCUGAUCACAAAUACCAGCUCAGGAAACCUUUGGUUAGUACUAACUUUGUUAUGUGGUCAUGCAAGCAGUUUGUGAUAAAAUCUAAACAGGAACGUGUAAUUCACGACCUCGAAUCUUUGCAAUAUUAUGAGCGGGAUUGGAGACGAUCUAGAAAUACAAAUCUUAGAGCUGAAGCUAUAGAAGAACAAAAGAGAGCAGUUACUUCAAGAAUAGAGUCACAAGUGUUCCAUACAAGAACGGGAGCGCCUCCGCAACUGUUACAAUUACACCCGUUCAACCAACAAUUAGCUGUUGCUGGUAAUGAUUGGUUUGCAAUAUGGGACUGGGGUACAGCAGCUAAAACAACCAUUUAUCAACAAAAAUCCGCCGUGAAAGGCCGUACAGCGAAAAUUUCCGCUUUAGAAUGGAUAAAUGGCCAUGAUUUGUCACUGUUAUUGGUAGCAGCUGACGAUGGUAGUGUAAAAGUAUGGCGACCUCAUGUUGUCGGUGCUCGUGCACCCACUUUAGUUUCUGCAUGGCAAGCUUUCAGCAACUUUAAAACCAAGCAAACUGGUGUGCUAGUGGCUUGGGAACAAUGGACACAAACUGUUAUAACUACGGGUGAUACUAGAGUGCUAAGGUUUUGGGACAUCGAACGAGAAAUGAAAGCGUUUGAUAUUCCCAGUGGCACAGAUGCUUCCAUAACUUGUAUAGAUGCGUCAUAUGCGGGACCUAGCUUAGAUAUAACUCCUUUAAUUUAUAGAAAGCGAAGGUCGUUACCAGAUAAUAGUAAUUUUGAGGCAAGUCCCAAAAUGGGUUAUGCUCUGGCAGGCUGUGCGGAUGGUUCAGUGAGACUGUUCGAUAGGAGAUGUUCUCCUCAAGAUGCCAAAGCGAAAGUUUGGAUAGAACACAGUGGCACAGUACUCACCGUACAACUGAAAGACAAUUUAGUUAUUAGUGGAAGCUCUGACGGUGAUGUUAAACUUUACGAUUUAAGAAAAAACGAGUCGUUGCAUACAAACUCAGCAGUGCACAAUUAUGGCAUGUCUUGCAUGGCAAUUCAUAGAAGUGCUAACUUGUAUGCGUGCGGCUCCUCAAAUCAAUUUAUAAGUAUAUAUAGCUUAAAUGGCAGCUCCUUGAACACUAUACGCUUUUAUGAAGGUUUUAUGGGUCAAAAAAUUGGACCCGUCAAUUGUCUCAAUUUUCAUCCGCACAAAGUGGUUCUUGCUUCUGGCACUCAAGACAGUUGCGUUAAUGUGUAUAGAUUAGAACCAGUGUCGCGAAGGUGACGAAGCGAACUGCAGCCCUAGGGUUCAAUUACUGGAGGUUCCUUCAGGAACCUCUUUUUGGGCAACCUUUGACCACCACUGCCUCUGCAAUGGCCACUUGAUGUUAAUGAGUUGGACACAAUAAAUAAGUUUUUGUGGUACUUUUUAUAUAAUUGCAGGAGUAGAUACCUCGUGUAAACAUUGCAAACUAUUGUCAAUGGCUUGAAACAUCUAGGAAACCAUUAAAACUGGUUUGUGAUUUUUGCAGAGAGAUUUGUUGUUACGUAAAGAAAUAAUUUGCGUAAAAAUAUUUAGGCUGUUAUUCAAAAACUUGCCUGAGACUUCAAGAUAAGGAUCGAUAAUUUAUUAUAUUGUGUGAGAGCCAUGUUGGCAACGCUUUAUUUUAUUUAUGUUGGCUAGUUUUGUUUUGUGGUAUGGAAAAAAUAUAAUGUUCCGUGCUUUAUCAUUUCUUUAUUGCUCCAAUGGCUGAAUGACUUCUACUUUAUACACUUUUCCUUCAAAUAGUUAUCUAGGCACAAUUUUAUUUAUUCUCUUGACUUUUGACGAUUUUUCUAUAUACAUAUUCUUUUUUUACCAUUUUUUUCAUGUAUAUUUGAAUUGUUUCUAAAUGUUAUGUCGUGUUUAUAUUUAGAUCUAUGUAUCAACUCAUGGUGCUCACACAUAAAAUCAGGGAGAUUCUAAUACUUCCAAAUGUAUCUUUCGAAUGACAUUAAACAUUACUAGAUAUACAUUGAUAUCUAGUUUUAAAGGUUUUCCUAUUUUCUCCUGGAAUAGGUGACUAUACAUAGAGCUUGAGCUGUGUACAUUUUAAGUUAUCUAGUCUUAAGUUAAAAAAGAAACCUUGUUAUAAGUAAAUUAUUUUUUUUUUUUUGCAAAAAACCUAUAUAAGUUGUAUAUUAGUGAUUGUAACAAAAUUAAUUUUCAAGGCAAUAUUAUUAAUAGUAGUCUAAGAAGUAAAGUGUUCAUAUUUUAAUAAUCUAUAAGACCCAAUAAAAUUUAUCACAUUGUGCUUAUACAUAUUAUUAAUAAUUAGUAAGUAUUACAAUAAAGUCAUAAUUUUUUUUUGCACGGUG